UGAUUAUUGUAGUGCAGUGCAGUGAUCACGGUGAUUUCCAAAAGGUUAGGUGAGGUUAGAUUGGGAGGUAAAGUGAGGUUAUAACAAAACAAUUGAAAAAUAUCCUAGAAUAAAGAAUUCAAGAUGUAUAGCUUCCGACUUAAAUCACUUUCAAAGUUACUGCCCCGAAAGACCGCUAUACAAAGUGUGCCUUCACAUAACUACAGUACUUCCACACAGCCUGCAGUGACAAGUCCCCAACAGGAUUAUGAGAAGCAACUAAAAGAUUUUAAUACGUUGAAAAAUAUUACUAGAAAACCUCGUACUAAAAAACCGCAGAGAGCUCCUUUCAUGAAAGAAUUGUUAAUAGGAAACUUUGAUACAGAGAUCCUCACCUAUCCUCAAUUGGAUCGAAAAGAAGAAGUUGAAGAGAUACAAGUUGAUGCUCAGACAGUACAGAAACUUUUAGGUCAAAAUCAUAUGGUGAACUGUACAAGCUUAGGUGAUAAAAACUUCAGGCAAAACUUAGCAGACUACAAAAUGAUAGGUCUACAAGCCUCUCAAUACAUAAAUGGGAGAGAAUGUGGCAUAUCAGAGACCAUGAGAUACCUAGAAGCCCUGUCAGAACAUAGCCUUAGAGACAGUAUUAUAACCCACGAACAAUUAAGUGUUCAAACUCUGAAUAAAUAUGCCAAUGAGAUGUUGAAACAGAAAUAUCUUCCAAGAAUUAUGGCUGGCGAGUCUUUAGCUGCAAUGUGUUUGUCAGAAGCUCAUGUAACUGAUAUUACUGGAUUUGGUACAAAAGCAGACUUGUCCAGUGAUGGGAAGUCAUGGGUAUUAAAUGGUGAAAAAACAAUGGUAAUCAAUGGAGUCUCUGCAGAUGUUCUGAUAGUUUUUGCAGUGACCAAUGUUAUAAAGCGUGAUGUUGAAGAAGAUAAAAGAAUUACUGCAUUUGUGAUAGAAAAAGAUUCUCCAGGUGUAUCAUUUGUGAAAAAUGACAGCACAUCAGUUGAAACUGCCUCUAUAAGGUUUGAAAAUACUACAAUUCCAAAUGAAAACGUUAUAGGGGAAGUUGAUAAGGGGGUAGAUAUACUGAAUGAGAUAAUACUAGACUAUAGGCUGAGUAUUGGACCGCCUUGUAUAACUUUGACGAAGAAAAUUCUAAACACUCUCUCAAAUGAAAUAAUUAGGAAAUCUGACGAUGUGAACUUAAUAUAUAAGACAGAUGCAGUCAGAAGCAUUAUUGCAAAGAUCACAUCAUCUAUCUUUGCCAUGGAGAGUGCAACAUAUUUAACUUCUGGCUUGCUUGACAGUUUUGAAAAUCAAGAUUGCCAGAUGGAAAGUUCUAUAGUGAAAGUAUUUUGUUCUGAGAAGCUUUGGGAAGCGUCAAACCUUUGCUUAGAUUUGACAGGAACUGUUGCAAUAUCCGAUUCCCACUUUGCUAACAAAUAUCACAAAGAGGCUCUUCCUUUUGUCAGCCUGCAUGACCCCAAUGACAGCUUGAAAAUUAUCAUAGCUCUCUUAGGACUACAACACGCAGGCGUAAGCCUCAACGAAAAAAUUCAUAAAAUAAGAAACCCACUGUACUUUAGUGCAUUUGCAUUUAAACGAUUCUUUACGGGCAGAAGAAAUGAUGACGAUGAUCCAAAGCUAGACUUGGAGCUUCAGGAAUACCUCCAUCCAACUUGUUAUAAAGCCUCUAAGAACUUAGAGUAUUGUGUAAAAAGGUUGGAAUUUGCAACUGAAAUAAUGUUAGGAAGGUAUGGACCGGCGGUUAUCAAUUACCAUAUGGAUCUCAGAAGAUAUGCUGAAUGUAUCAUUGAUACAUAUAUUUUGGUAGCAUGCCUAGGCAGAGCGUCAAGAUCAUAUUGCAUUGGCCUUCGAAACGCAGACUGUGAAAUGCUUGUGGCAGAUACCAUCUCAUUUAAUACGAAACAAAAAGUUCAAUAUUUAGUCAAAGAAAUCCAUGGGGGACAUUAUGCGACCAACGACGAAAACUACAGGCAGAUUGCUAAACGAGUCUUCAAAGCGAAAGAAUAUGCGUUAGAGCAUCCUUUGAAGAGGAAUUUCUAAGUUAUUUAUGUAGAUUAAGUUGUUGAAGUGUAAAUAUUUGUAUACUACAUUACUGUUAUAAAAAUCAUUGAUGAAAACUGACUUGAGACUUUCAUAUUUUAAGCCAAUCCUAAAGUUUCCAUAACGUAGUUCAACACGGAGUGUAAUUGAAGUAGUAACGAGAAUACAAAUACACCAGUUUAACACAAGAA
This is a messenger RNA of Acanthoscelides obtectus, 2243 nucleotides long. NCBI's taxonomy places the organism in Eukaryota, Metazoa, Arthropoda, Insecta, Coleoptera, Chrysomelidae. The record is from the annotation of a GenBank genome assembly.